ACAGUGUACAGAUAUGACAGACUUGAAUCUCCUAUUCAGCUUCCUUCCAUAAAUAUUUCGUGACUAUAUUAUUAUGUCUGUGUCACUGAAGUGUGGGGAGCACCAGAGUCUUAAGACUAUACAGUCAGAGAAGUCUACCUUACCAUGUUGUCAGUAUCAUGCUCUCUGUUGUACACAUGUAUGGGACAUUUCAGAAUGCAGUGACCUAUGAUGAUGUGCAUGUUGACUUCACUUGGGAAGAGUGGAAGUUGCUGGAUUCUUCACAAAGGAAUCUCUACAAAGAUGUGAUGCUGGAGACCUACAGGAACCUCGCUACCAUAGGAUACAGUUGGGAAGACCAUAAUAUUGAAGAAUAUUGUACAAGUUCCAGAAUUCCUGGAAGGCGCGAAAGAAGUCAUACUGGACAAAAAACCUAUGAAUGCAAUCAGUGUGGUAAAACCUUUACACAACAUGCUUAUCUUCAAAGACAUAAAAGUACACAUACUGGAGAGAAACCCUAUGAAUGUCUUCAGUGUGGUAAAGCCUUUGCAUAUCACAGUACUCUUCAAAGACAUAAAAGAACACAUACUGGAGAGAAACCUUAUGAAUGUAAUCAGUGUGGUAAAGCAUUUGCACAUCAUAGUUAUCUUCUAAUGCAUAAAAGAACACAUACUGGAGAGAAACCUUAUGAAUGUCAUCAGUGUAGUAAAGCCUUUGCAUAUCACAGUACUCUUCAAAGACAUAAAAGAACACAUACUGGAGAGAAACCUUAUGAAUGUAAUCACUGUGGUAAAGCAUUUGCACAACGUGUUAAUCUUCAAAGGCAUAAAAAAGCACAUACUGGAAGAAAACCUUAUGAAUGUAAUCAGUGUAGUAAAGCCUUCACAGGAUGCAGUUAUCUUCCAAUACUUAAAAGAACACAUAUUGGAGAGAAACCUUAUGAAUGUAACCUGUGUGGUAAAGCCUUUGUACGACAUGGUAGUCUUCAAAUACAGAAAAGAACUCAUAUGGGAGACAAACGCUAUGAAUGUAAUCAAUGUGGUAAAGCCUUUGCACGUCACAGUUUUCUUCAAAGACAUAAAAGAACACAUACUGGAGAGAAACCUUAUGAAUGUAAUCAGUGUGGUAAAGCCUUUGCAUAUCACAGUACUCUUCAAAGACAUAAAAGAACACAUACUGGAGAGAAACCUUAUGAAUGUAAUCGGUGUGGUAAAGCCUUUACACAACACAGUCAUCUUCAAAGACAUAAAAGAACACAUACUGGAGAGAAACCUUAUGAAUGUACACAUACUGGAGAGAAACCCUAUGAAUGUAAUCAAUGUGGUAAAGCCUUUGCACAUCAAAGUUUUCUUCAAGGACAUAAAAGAACACAUACUGGAGAGAAACCUUAUGAAUGUAAUCAGUGUGGUAAAACCUUUAUACGACGUGGCCAUCUUCAAAGGCAUAAAAUAACACAUACUGGAGAGAAACCCUAUGAAUGUAAUCAAUGUGGUAAAGCCUUUGCACAUCAAAGUUUUCUUCAAAGACAUAAAACAACACAUACUGGAGAGAAACCUUAUGAAUGUAAUCAGUGUGGUAAAGCCUUUAUACGACGUAGUCAUCUUCAAAGGCAUAUAAUAACACAUACUGGAGAAAAGCCCUUUGAAUGCAUUCAAUGUGGUAAAGCCUUUACACGACACAGUAGUCUUCAAAUACAUCAAAGAACACAUACUGGAGAAAAACCUUAUGAAUGUCAUCAAUGUGGUAAAGCCUUUGCAUACUUUGCAUAUCACAGAUUUCUUCAAAUACAUAGAACACAUACUGGAGAGAAACCCUAUGAACGUGAUCAAUGUGGUGAAGCCUUUGUACAUAAGAGUCAUCUUCAACUAUAGAGAAGAACACAACACAUACUGGAGAGAAACCCUAAAUAUAUAAUCAAUGUGGCAAACCCUUUACAUUUAUUAGUAGUCUUUCAAAUCAUGGUAAAAAGUAAUACUGCAAAGAAAACCUAAAACAUAGCCAUUUUUGGUAUAGUUAUGCACUUUAUAGAGGAGUAAUGAAAGACUGCAUAUGACAGUGGUCUUUGAGUAGGUGUAAAAACUACUGAGGGUUUUUUUGUUUGUUUUUGUUUUUGUUUGGUUUUGGUUUUGGUUUUUCAUGAUAGGGUUUCCCUGUUUAAUAGUUCUAGCUGUCCUGGAACUAGCUCUUGUAGAACAGGCUGGCCUCAAACUCAUAGAGAUUCACCUGCUUCUUCCUGAAUGCUGGGAUUAAAGGCAUGAGCCAGUACCACCUGGCCAGUACUGAGGCCUUAUUACUUUGAAGUAUUUGGUAAGAUCUUUAUACCAACAAUGAGAAUACCUUUCCCCUCACAGCUAUAUGUAUUCGGGAUACUUCCUUUCACAGGUGUAGGUAUAGCCUGACUUCCAAACUAAAAGCUCCUAUGUCUCCAUCCCAUCAAUCUCUGGUUGUAGUCAGAGGCUGUUUGUUCAUUUCCCGGCCUUGCAGACUCCCGAAGUAAUUACAGAAACUGUAUUAUUUAAAUCACUGCUUGACCAAUAACUUAAACAUACUGAUAGCUAGCUCUCAUAUCUUAC
This is a messenger RNA of Arvicola amphibius (Eurasian water vole), 2552 nucleotides long. Its product is annotated as zinc finger protein 431-like. The record is from RefSeq and is a predicted model, not a curated record. Gene Ontology annotation, molecular function: DNA-binding transcription factor activity; RNA polymerase II cis-regulatory region sequence-specific DNA binding. NCBI's taxonomy places the organism in Eukaryota, Metazoa, Chordata, Mammalia, Rodentia, Cricetidae. The transcript is spliced from 5 exons. Bases 159 to 1850 code for a protein of 563 amino acids. Gene Ontology annotation, biological process: regulation of transcription by RNA polymerase II.